GAUGAUAGACAAACUUUAGUAUACAUAAAAAAUUUGUUAAGUGGGUUGGUAAAUCGAGAAGUAGGUGUUAUUGUAGAUUCAAAAAACCAACAUGAAUCUUAUUAUAUAGUAGCCAAGUUUAUAGAUAUACUAGAAAUACUUAUUCCUUUAUUUUCAAAAUAUUAUUUUACAACUUCUAAGUUUUUAGAUUUUCAAUGUUUUAAGGAAGCAGCUGAAAUAAGAAAAACAUCUUAUAAAGAAAAGAGAAAAUUAAAUAAAGAAGAAUUAAACCAAAUAUUAGAGAUAAAAGCUACUAUGAAUAGUAACAGAUCGGAGUUUGACAUGAAUGAUCUUCCUAAAAAAUUUUUAAGUCCUUCUAGACUUAUAGGAUUUAUAGAAGGGGAUGGUGCAUUCUGUAUACCUAACAUGAUUCCUACUCUUUCGAUUAAACAGCACUCUAAAAAUAUACACUUUUUAUAUGAAAUUGCUGAAUUUUUAAUUAAGUUACCGUAUUGCCCAGAAAUAGAGACUAAAUUAGAUAAAUUGAACACUAAACCUACUCCUGGAGUAUCUAGAGAUAGUCCUACUACAUGUAUUUUAAGUGUUUCUAAUAUUCUUCAACUUUAUAAUUAUAUUUUACCUUUUUUUAAAACAUUAAGAUUUAAAACUAGAAAAGGUGUAGAUUUUCAAUUAUGA
Molecule: messenger RNA, 675 nt
Organism: Bipolaris zeicola 26-R-13
Lineage: Eukaryota; Fungi; Ascomycota; Dothideomycetes; Pleosporales; Pleosporaceae
Exons: 1
Molecular function (GO): endonuclease activity
Source: RefSeq, a predicted model, not a curated record